Callorhinchus milii (elephant shark) is the source of this 2358-nucleotide messenger RNA. Its product is annotated as solute carrier family 22 member 2. Gene Ontology annotation, cellular component: membrane. Gene Ontology annotation, biological process: transmembrane transport. The record is from RefSeq and is a predicted model, not a curated record. The transcript has 11 exons. The coding region runs from base 55 to 1755 and encodes 566 amino acids. NCBI's taxonomy places the organism in Eukaryota, Metazoa, Chordata, Chondrichthyes, Chimaeriformes, Callorhinchidae.
UUUUAGAAGUAACUUGGUUCUUCACCUUAGUUGUGGGCGAAAACAUAUUCAGCCAUGCCGACCUUUGACAAUGUCCUGGAGGAAGCGGGAGUUUUUGGAAUUUAUCAAAAAACUAUUUUCUUCCUAAUUUAUUUGACAUCGGCAUUGUUUUCCUAUUUGUAUGUUGGAUUUGUUUUUUUGGCAAUCACUCCAGAUCACUGGUGCCGGAGUCCUGGAGUGACCGAACUGAGUAAUAAGUGCAACUGGUCUCCAGAAGUGGAGAAGAAUUACACAAUUCCCCUAAGCAGGAAUGAUCGAUCCUCAUACAGUCAGUGUGAGAGAUAUGAUAUAGACUGGAACGCUUCUUCUGUGAGCUGUGACAAUCCACUGCCAUUUGUGCAAAAUAGCUCCAGAACUCUGCCGCUCACUGGGUGCCAGGAUGGGUGGGUGUUUGAAAAUGGCUCGUCCCCCAGCAUUGUGACAGAGUUUGAACUGGUGUGCGCUGAUGCCUGGAAGUUGGACCUCUCUCAAGCCUGUCUGAAUCUGGGAUUUCUGAUCGGAACAAUAUUCAUGGGCUAUGCAGCAGACGUGUUCGGCAGAAAAGUAUGCUUCUUGUUUGCAAUCCUUGUGACCUCAGUUUCUGGUCUUUGCGUGGCAUUUUCACAGAAUUACUUGUGGUUUGCGAUCUUCCGAACUCUUCAAGGCUUAUUCAGCAGAGGAGGAUGGCUCUGUGGCUAUGUUUUAAUCACAGAAAUUGUCGGACUGGAGUACAGAAGAACAGCAGGAAUACUGAACCAGAUGUGGUUUAGCAUUGGGAUGAUGAUACUGCCAGCUGUUGCCUAUUUUAUACAAGACUGGAGAAAUCUGCAAUUGGCUGCCACAAUACCAAACUUCCUCUUUCUGAGUUACUACUGGCUGAUCCCAGAAUCUCCCAGAUGGAUGCUUACUCGAAGGAAAAAUGCAGAGGCUAUGAAAGUUUUACAGACAAUGGCAAAAAGAAAUGGGAAGACUCUCACAAGCAGUUCUAAGUCAAUUACAGUUGAAGAGUGCAAUAAGGCAGUUGGUUCUCCUUCAUUCAUAGAUCUUGUCAGAACGCCACAGAUGAGGAAACAAACCCUCAUUUUGAUGUUCAACUGGUUUGCAAGUGCGAUGAUUUAUCAAGGCCUUAUCAUGCGUUUGGGAAUUUUGGGCGGAAACAUUUACCUUGAUUUUUUUAUCUCGGGAGCUGUGGAAAUUCCAGCGUCAGUGAUUAUUGUCUUAGUUAUUGAAAGGAUUGGCCGGCGUCUUCCUUUUGCCGCAGGUGGCCUGGUUGCGGGGGGAUCCUGUUUGAUAGCUGCCUUUAUACCUAAAGAUUUCUUGUGGCUGAAAACCGCGAUUGCAUGUUUGGGUAGACUGGGAAUAACUGUAACAUUUGAAAUGGUCUGUUUUGUAAAUACUGAAUUAUACCCCACGUUUUUAAGGAACUUUGCAGUGUCGGUAUGCUCAGCACUGUGUGACGCAGGGGGAAUAGUAGCCCCAUUCAUUCUGUACAGGCUAGCAGCGAUAUGGAUAGAAAUGCCUCUGGUGGUUUUUGGGAUUAUUGGUUUGGUUGCUGGUGGAUUAGUGCUGCUUUUACCUGAGUCAAAGGGUAUGGUCUUACCAGAUACCAUUGCGGAUGUGGAAAACUUGAGAGUGCAAAAGAAAAAGAUAGCAAAGACUCAAUACCAGCACGUUGCUCUACAUUCCUCAACAAGGAAGAAGGAACCUGCCGCAGUGAAGAUUAACUUCAAAUCCUGAAUCGUUGCAAUUCAAUGGAAAUGGCUACAAAUAAAUAGUCACUACACUUUGCAGAAACUUUGUGAAAUGCUUCAAACCGUUCUCGGCAUUAUAGGCACUGUAUCAAAUGCAAAGAUUAUUAUUAUUAUUCACAGCAAUUUAUUUUCAGCUUCUCGUUUGACAAGUUCUAUACCAUCCAUGAAGUUUUGCCCAGUGUCCUGAUCAACAAUCCUCCAGAUAAAAUUGGUCGAUCACUUCAUAGCUGAUUUUGGGGCAUUGUAAAAUAUAUGUACAUUUACAGGCAGGUCAUUAUUUUUUUCUUUACUCAAAAUGUAGGCACAAGGUAGCCGUUUAUGAUGAUUCAAUCAUAAGAAAAUUACGGUUAAUUCUCUUUAAUUGACAUGUAUUAAAAGGCCCUAGUAUGGCAAAUAAUUAAACUACAGAUAGAACAAUAGUAAAUUUGUAUUGCUUUCUAAAUGUGUUCCACCUCUUCGGGUUAUCAAACAAUUCAAGUCGGUCAGGAAUUAAUAUGAAACAAAAUAUUUAAUGAGUUCUCUAAUGCUACGCUAUACACACUGUAAACAUUUAACAAGAACUUAUUUUUUAAAAUAAAAUGUUGAACUU